CUACUUGUCCAAUCACUAGGCCAGAUGGCUUCACAAGAUGGCGGCGCGCGGGGAUCGUAGCAUUUGCGUUUCUAGGAGCUUCGCGCUGCGAGUGACGUAAAAAUUUGGGACUGUACAGGCCCACGCCAGACACAUCAUCGGGCAAAAGCAUCCACCUUAGAGAUGGCUCUGAGUAAGUCAAUGCAUGCAAGAAACAGAUACAAGGACAAACCUCCUGACUUUGCAUAUCUGGCAUCCAAAUAUCCAGAUUUUAAGCAACAUGUUCAGAUAAAUCUGAAUGGAAGAGUGAGUCUUAAUUUUAAAGACCCUGAAGCAGUCAGAGCUUUGACUUGUACUCUCCUGAAGGAAGACUUUGGACUUUCUAUUGAUAUUCCAUUGGAAAGACUAAUCCCCACAGUUCCUUUGAGACUCAACUACAUUCACUGGGUGGAAGAUCUGAUUGGUCAUCAGGAUGCUGACAAAACUCCGCUUCGAAGAGGAAUUGACAUAGGCACUGGGGCAUCCUGCAUCUAUCCUUUACUUGGAGCAACCUUAAAUGGCUGGUAUUUCCUUGCAACAGAAGUGGACGAUAUGUGUUUCAACUAUGCAAAGAAAAAUGUGGAACAGAAUAACUUAUCUGAUCUCAUAAAAGUGGUAAAAGUACCACAGAAGACACUUCUAAUGGAUGCUCUUAAAGAAGAAUCUGAAAUAAUUUAUGACUUUUGCAUGUGCAACCCUCCUUUUUUUGCCAACCAGUUGGAGGCCAAGGGAGUAAACUCUAGGAAUUCUCGAAGACCUCCACCUAGUUCUGUAAAUACAGGAGGUAUCACAGAAAUCAUGGCAGAAGGAGGUGAAUUAGAGUUUGUUAAAAGAAUCAUCCACGACAGUUUGCAACUUAAAAAAAGAUUAAGGUGGUACAGUUGCAUGCUGGGAAAGAAAUGUAGCCUGGCUCCUCUGAAGGAAGAGCUUCGCAUUCAGGGGGUUCCUAAAGUCACCUUCACUGAGUUCUGUCAAGGUCGGACAAUGAGAUGGGCCUUAGCCUGGAGUUUUUAUGAUGAUGUCACAGUACCAUCACCACCAAGUAAGCGAAGAAAAUUAGAGAAGCCAAGGAAACCCAUUACAUUUGUAGUGCUGGAGUCUGUAAUGAAAGAGUUAUCCCUCAAAGCAUCAUCUUUGGGCUCUGAGACAGUGGAAGGCAUAGUGGUUGUGACAACAUGGAUAGAAAAAAUUCUCACCGACCUGAAGGUUCAGCAUAAACGAGUUCCCUGUGGAAAAGAGGAAAUUAGCCUUUUCCUGACAGCCAUAGAAAACUCCUGGAUUCAUUUAAGAAGGAAGAAGAGAGAACGAGUGAGACAGCUGCGGGAGGUGCCUCGAGCUCCUGAGGACGUGAUUCAGGCCUUGGAGGAGAAAAAGGCCACCUCCAAAGAGUCGGGCAGUAGCCAAGAUGUGGCCCUGAUCCCCCAGGAGAGUGCCCUGUGUGGCCCUCCUCUGCGGGAAGAAGAGUCUGCCACUGUCGGGGGACACUGCCCAGCCCAGGAGCUGUUUUCCCAGGAGGAAACUCCAGAACCUCUGGAGGAUGAAAUGAGUGAGGAAAAGGGAGGGACAGAGGUUGUAGAAAGUUGUAAGGGCUCUAGCAAUGGAGCCCAGGACCAAGAGGCUGACAAGGGGAAGCACCUCCAAGGAGCAGGUGCACAGUACCUAUUCAAGUGCUUGAUAAAUGUCAAGAAGGAAGUGGAUGAUGCCUUAGUUGAAAUGCACUGGGUCGAGGGCCAGAAUAGGGAUUUAAUGAACCAGCUUUGUACCUACAUACGUAACCAAAUUUUCAGACUUGUUGCUAGUUAACUCCAAACUUCUUGUACUGUUCAGUGUUUGUAUGGGGCUGGGCAUAGCUCAGUGCUAAAGCACGUGCUUAGUGUGCAGAAGCCCUGGGUUCAGUUCCCAGCAUCCCCCCAAAACAAUAGCUUACUUUGGUGUAGCCUGUGGGUGGGAAGGAUAAUUUCUUCCCUGGCCCACAAGUGUCAUUGUGUGGAAUUAUUUUAAAAAAUAGAAACCGAUUAAUCUACUUACGCCAUCCCCUUUGCUGCCAUUAGUUUUGUUUUGUUUUUUGUCACAGGGAGUUGUAGAGUUUUUACUGAUCAUCAGCAAUAGCAGAAAGCCAUCAAUGAACUUGAGGAAUUUAAAGCUGAACUGUAGUAGUGGGGCAGGCAGAGAAGCCCAGGAGCCCUGAACAUCAUUAAGACCAAAUUUGCUCAACCUGGGCACAUGUGAUAAUGAUUAACUGUGCUCAAGUCCCCAGGAAGGAGCUAGCCCUAUGAGAGUCUCAGAGCUAGAAGCCUUAGGGCAGGAAGCAAGGCCCUGGGGACUGCCUGGGACACUGCACAUUUCUGAUUUGUGGCUUUUUUUUUUUUUUAAAUUGAGAAUCGAACUCAGGACUUUGUGCUUGCCAGGCAGGCGUUUAUGCCACUAAGCUAUAUCCCCAGUCCUUGUGGCUGUUUUGAUGUUGCUUAUUUCAGAAGCAGAAUUAGGUAAGCAAAACUCCAAGAUGUGACUGAGAUACAACAGAACACACCCAUACCCUCACCUCUAAUUUGUCAAAAAUACUAGUAUUUUGUAGCAGUUUCACUCUGUGUUUUUGUUUUCAGCACGUGAAGUAGAGCUUGUUUCGUUUUUAAUAUAAGAAUUUUCAGAAUUGAAAACUGUCGAUCCUGUUUGACUCCUGGGGUUGGGGAAACAUUAUCUUGGCUUUGAGUGGGGAAGUGUUAAUGAUAGAAAUAAGAAAGGGAACAGGGUGUUUUGUGGAGUAGGUAACUGAAGAAAUUCUUGCUUGCAGCCAGGCUUGAUAGCACACAUGUGUAAUCCCUGCACUUGAUAGUCUGAGGCAGGAGGGUCACUGAGUUUGAGGCCACCCUGGGACAGAAAGUGAAUUCUAGGCAAGUCUGGACUAAAUAGAGACACCCUGUCUCAGAAAACAAACAAAAAGAGAAAGCCUUGCCUUUUGACAGGUAAUUUAUUGCUGACCAAAUGCUGCUUUUUGUGGCUUUUCUUUUAAUCCCGUAUAUAGUUAGUUUCUAGCAUUGAAGAAUCCUGAGGCUAGUGUAACCAUUUCAUCAAAACUGGCCUCUAAUUGAGAUGGCAGGAUGUGGCAAAUACCUCUGGAAAUGGCUCUAAAUCUGCUGUGCUCGACUUUCACAGUUUGAUUUGUACCUGCAGCCUAGAAUUCUCUUUGGACUGAUUCUUUCAUCUGUGCCACAUGUUAAGACAGAGUUGAGUUAACCUGCACUUUUGAGAGGUGGCUGUUGGUUAGGGCAGAAAGCUCAUGUUUGUGGCAUACCUUGGUGGCAGCUGUGUGACACCCUUACAUAGAUGUAAAGAAUGUAAACAGUUUGCCUUGCUGUGGUAGCAGAACUGGAGCUGGGGAGGAGCAUUUAAACCAGUAUUCUUAACCUGGUCAGGAGCCUUGAGCGCAUCUGUAAGCCUUCUGGAAUUGUUUCUAAAACAUGUGUUUGUUUUUUGUUUUUCCCCUCUCCCCUAGGGAGAGUUUGUCACAUAGGAAUAGAAGUUAGUAACCUACUAAAGAUAAAGAACCACUAUUCUGAUCCAGCCAUUUAUUUAACAAGAUGAAGAAAUCAAUGGCCAGGGUCACAUAGAACCCAGAUCUCAUCCAGGGCCUUGGAUCACCCAUGGCCAGUCCCCCUUCCCAUGUUGGCCUAUGGCCUCCUGUUGUACUUACAUAGAUGUGUAGCACAGUUAUGUAAUAUGCUGGGUCCAAUCCUAGUCUUCCUGACGAAAUUGUAGGAUCAUUUAAAAAUGAAAGCCAGAAAUGACAGCAAAAUCACCUCUGCAUAGUCUUAGCCUUCUCUAACACUCAACCACUGUUGGUGUUUGCGUUUCCUUUCAGGCUGUCUGUAGAUGGGAUUUGAGUGUGUGGAGAUAACGUUGGUUGUAUUUACGUUGUACAGUCAGUAUAUUGCACUGUAUGUUGUGCAUCUUUCCAUUUACUGUCUCUUGAGUAUUCUUCCUUGUUAUGGCAGUAUUUACUUAUACUCCACCUGUUCAAAAUGUCUCUCAGAGGGCUGGGGAUAUCGCUCAGAAGCAUAGCCCCUACCGUGCAAGGGCGAGGUCAUGAGUUCAGUCCCUGCUACCAAAAAAAAAAAUGUCUUUCAAUGUAGUUCAUAGAUGAUACUCAGUGUCUGGAGACAGAAAAGGUGUGUCUGUGUCUAUUGUUUUAGUCCUAGGCUUCUGUUUUAUUGUCAGAGUUGUUUUUGUAGGUGUUAAUGGUCCUAGAAUUUUAAAAACAUAUUACCAAGGGUGGUGUCCAGUCUUUGAAAAACUAGAGCUAUGAGUGCCUUCUUUGCAUUUUCUUCUUUGAGAAUUAUUUCUAAAAUUAUCUCAAGCGAGGACAUUGAAAACAUAAAAGGACAUCUAAAAUUAUUUUGGUCAUUCAUAUUCUCUAUAGUCAUAUAUAGUGUGUGAUAGCAUACACCUCUGGUAUGGGGAUAUGAGCUUUUUUGUUGUUGUUGUUGUUGUUUUUUUAAUUUUUUCCUCAAAGAAAUGGGUUGCUGACCAGUAUCCAUAUUGAGUGAUACUCUCCCUCAGUGUCUAGAAGUUAAAUUCAUGUUGGUGAAUUGGUGUGAAAUCAAAUCUUUGUGGUGUUAUCUUAUAUUCUAUUCUGGUUCUUGAAUUGGCUUCUGAUCUCUUGAUAGCUAAAACGGGAACCAAAGCCAAGCUUGUUUUCUGAGGCGAACUAAAGCAGCCUUUUGUUCUUUGGACCCUGCUUUGGUUCCAUCUGAUUGGUUUCUUUACCCUACAUCCUUGCUCAGCUGUUCCCACACCAGAGCUUUGCCUCACAUCCUGCCAGGACUGGCAGUUCUGUAAGUGAAGAUUCAGCUGAUUUUAAGGGUUUGUGUUAAUUAGUGUAUGCUUUAAAAAAAUAAAACCAUCUUCAUUUGACAGAAAGCAAAGCUUACCCGUAAGCAAGCAAAUAGCUUCUAAGUUCUUGCAGAAAUGAUAAUAUCGCAAGGUGGUCAACAGAUGCAAAGCCUGUGGAAAAUCUAAGGCCUUUUAAAAGAAGUGCGUUAGUGGAUUCGCCAGCAUUUCCCUCUCUGGCCACAUGGGGGUGCUUUCAGCCCUUUCAUCCAGCUCCUUAACUUCAGUGUGGGAAUUGAUAAAAUUGUGCCCAUAGUAUUUUCUUGGAAGAUCCAGUUGUUACACAGAUUAAGUAUUUUUAUAUAAAUAAGUACAUUUUCUAUGAAAAGUUUGAAAAAUAAAUGUAGAAAGAAAAACACUAUCCAUGGUCUUUUUGUCAAAUAUAACCCCUUUCUAAUUUUUUUUUAAUGGUCUCAGUUGAAUAUUUUUUUUCUAUUGGUCUUCAUACUCUAGAAUAUAUUUAGUUUGGUUUAUUUGUGUUUGGAUCAGCUUUUUUAUUAAUAUUUAGCUAAUAGGAUACUGGAGAGAGACUGUUCAGUGAUUUUUUUUUUUUUUUUUUUUUUUGUCUUUUUCAUUUUUAUCGGUACCAGGGAUCGAACUCACGACCACCUACUUGCAAGGCAGGUGCUUAUGCUGCCGAGCUAAAUCCCCAGGCCCUGUUCAGUGAUUUUUAAAAUAGUAACUUCUCAAAAGCAUUGUUCCAGGUGAAGUAACAGAGCGCCAAGAAAGAAUUUUCAGUGUUUUUUUUUUUUUUUUUUUUGACUCUUGUUUUGAGUUUAUCUGGUUGUCUACCUAACAUGCACAUAAUGUGUUGUUUAAAAAAAAAAUCUGCUUGGGAAUGGUGAUGCAUGCUGGUAAUCCCAGCAUUCAGGCGGCUGAGGCAGGAGAAUUGUUGGAGGUUCAAGGCUAGCCUGGGCUACAUACCGAGACCUUGACUCAAGUCCCCACCCCGCCCAGAGUUGGUAAGGGUCCUGUGUUAUGUGGGUUAGCUGGGUCUUGUUUCUUAUAAGGAAUGUGUGUAGAAUAUGGGUAGUACAAACUCUGGGAUUUGUGUGGGCUUAAGAAGGCCCAUGUGUCCUUUCUUAGUGACACUGGGUCAGUGUUGUCAGUGAUCUCACCCAGCAGAUUUGCCCAUUAGUGGGAAGAAGAUCCAGUUGGAAAGCUAAGACAGGGGUCCUUCAGAAGAAGGAAAGUCUCAGAGAUACCACGUGGGGUGCCCCGAGGAAAGGGGUGAAGCUCAGUCAUUUGCGGAAAGGAGACGCUCUGGAGGUUUAGGUUGCUGAGCAAAAACCUCGGUCAGGUCUUAUCCUAUUCAUUAAUAGAAGGAAUUGGCUUUUGCCUCCCUGAGCAGAAUUGAUGAUUUUGAGUUUUUGUGAUUAUCCCAAAUCUGUGCCCUGUGCAAACACCAGCACUGUGUUAGAGAGCCUGCCUGGGUCCUGAGCUGCUCGAAACAGCGUUCCUCACACCCACGGUCCCUGCUGUGCUCACGGAAGACACUGGGUUCCUCUGCUGUGACUCAUCCAAAUGACUAAAACAGCGGUUUAUUUUUUUAAUUGCUGGUUGGAACUGCUAAUGCCUCCUUUUGGAGGCUGUGCUUUUACCAUGGAAAACUCUGUUGUGACUGAGUGGAGACCUUGCCCCUGCAAAUGCCCUUCAAGGUGUCAUCUAUCUGCCAGCCUUAGUCCAAGCAGAAACAUCAGGUCAUUGUGUUCCCAGGGAAGUGGAGGAGCAUGAGUGUGCCUCAGGAGCAGGGAUUGGAGCCAGAAGAGAUGUGGAGUUGGGCAGGGUUGGCUUGGAUCUGAUGCUCUGAAGAGGGCAGAGGCUAUAGAAAUCCAGGAUACUUUUCCAGCCACCCUAGGGAAGCAAAACUGGGAGAGAGCACAUAGUUCAUUGGCCCUAUUUCCUCUCCCUCUCCAUAUAUAAGGUACAGCAGUCUCACUAAACUUCCUCGUGUAAUGCUGAGGGCCUCUUGCACUCAGGGUGAAGUACGUGAACAGAAAGGGCCUUGCAGCCUGCUUGUGUUAUUCUGCUUGGGGUUUCUGAUUUCUAGUCAGAAAAUACACCAGUGGAUUCAAAUGAAAAGGUCAAGACUGCAAAUAAAUAAUUGCAGGUAUAGAAUUUUGUCUGUUGUCCAAGAACAAACCUGGACAUCUUUUUAGCAGGGAACUGUCUCACUGAGGUGGUGAGUGGUCUCUGUGUGGCGGCCGAGGGAAGCUCAGAGCAGCUUGGAGUGUUACGGUGCAUGUGUGCGGUCUCAGGGCUCAGAGGUUGAGGUGGGAUGGCUGAGCGUUCUGGGCCACACAGUGAAUUUGAGACCAGCCUAAACUACACAGUGAGAUCCUCUUUCUGUCAAAAAACACAAAUAAAUAAACAAAAAACAAGAGUUUUAAGUUGCUUGUUCUAAGAUUGUUCAUAGAGUAAAGAUGUGAUAGGCGUUGGACUCCAGGAAUUCAAGACUAGAAUACUUUGCUAAAUCUCAGAAUUUUGUGACAAAAGUGCUGCACUUCAGAUGAGAAUGUCUUUCAGCCGCAUUUGAUCCAGCUCUACGGAAUUACCUAAUAUGGGGAAGCUAGAAAAUGUAUAUUUUAUCCAGUGUCACACUUUAGCACUUUAAGGUAAGGUUAUUUUCCAGCCUGUGACCGAUGAGUGGUUUAUUAAGUGAAAUUACUUAAAAUUAUUUCUUCAUUUAUGCCACCGAAUCUUUACAGAAUCUUGUAUUUGGCAAAAGGGCAGAUAAUUAAGUAGUUAAUGAAACCACAAAAUAAAAUGUCUGGUGAAAGCA
Messenger RNA from Cavia porcellus (domestic guinea pig), 7687 nucleotides. It is a transcript of the gene Mettl16, whose product is annotated as methyltransferase 16, RNA N6-adenosine. The transcript is spliced from 10 exons. The record is from RefSeq and is a predicted model, not a curated record. Lineage: Eukaryota; Metazoa; Chordata; Mammalia; Rodentia; Caviidae. Bases 163 to 1821 code for a protein of 552 amino acids. Gene Ontology annotation, biological process: rRNA base methylation. Gene Ontology annotation, molecular function: 23S rRNA (adenine(1618)-N(6))-methyltransferase activity. Gene Ontology annotation, cellular component: nucleus.